This is a messenger RNA of Nelumbo nucifera (sacred lotus), 651 nucleotides long. The record is from RefSeq and is a predicted model, not a curated record. Lineage: Eukaryota; Viridiplantae; Streptophyta; Magnoliopsida; Proteales; Nelumbonaceae.
CUGCACUACAGUGCAAUUUUUACAUUAUUUUGCAGGUUGAAAAGCAUUAAUGUUAGCUAUGGAAUUCAAAGUUCUUUGGUUUAACAUUAUUAAGUGAUAAAAAAAAUCUUACACUGUUUUUAUCUGUAAUUCUCUAAUCAGAGGAGUUUCUUUAUUAGUAUCUGGGGAAAUGGAUGGGAUUUGAAUGGUUAUUGGUUUGUCCCUGUUCAUAGUCUUACAUGGUAAAUCAGUGCACCAUCAAGGGAAAAAAUUUAUCCAUCAUGGUUUCAUUUCCUCUCCUGGCAUUUCAUUGAUGCUGCUUGUUCCUACUUUACAUAUUUGGAUCAGAAUUUGCAGCUUGGCAGAUCUGGCAACCAGUCAUCAAAGCUGUCAAUGUUCUAGAAAACUUGGAUUGAAGCCUUUUGGAACCUUGGCUAAAAGCAGCAUAAGGAGAAGGCUGGAAAAGAGAAUAUAUAUUCCUCUUCCAAAAUUUGAGAGGCGUAAGGAGCUCAUACGGAUCAACCUAAGAACUGUUGAGGUAAUAUAUUUUGCUAACAGUAUUUUCUCUGUAAUCGUUUACCUAGUAAGACAACUUCGUUCUUAAGAUCAGACUUUGUACCAUAUAUUUAUGGAAACAUGUUUGGCAUGUUGCCUAGUUGCAUGUUAGUAUUG